Messenger RNA from Helianthus annuus (common sunflower), 2259 nucleotides. RefSeq names its product WPP domain-interacting tail-anchored protein 1. The transcript is spliced from 4 exons. The record is from RefSeq and is a predicted model, not a curated record. Lineage: Eukaryota; Viridiplantae; Streptophyta; Magnoliopsida; Asterales; Asteraceae. Bases 165 to 1886 code for a protein of 573 amino acids.
AAACUAUAGGGGUAAUUUCUGUAAAAACAGCGAAAAGUGGCGAGCUUUAAUAUCGAAUCACUGUCGGUGAAUGAAUACAGAUGAGUGAAUCGGAACUUCAGAAUACAAAGCGAAAGUGAUUGUUCUUCAAUAAUCGUUUAAUUUUCUGUAUCAGGACCGUUAAGAUGGAUGCUACCGCCAGUUACAAUGCGUCUUCACCUCUAGUAUCUUUUCAUUCUGGUGGGUCAGAAUCAGACAUCAAUAAAAGUAGCUUAUCCGUAAAGACCUCUCGAGACUCCGAAAGUACCGUAGAGAUCAUAACAAGAUUUAAACUAGAUAUAGCGUGUAUUUGUGAGAAGCUGGCCAACUUGAACUUACUCUCAAUGCAUGUUGAAACUAUGGAAAAUGACUUUAAGGCCUUCGUAUCCGACACGGAUCCCGAUUUAAUCAUCAAGAUCGUAGAAUACGAUCUUUUAUCCGGUUUUUUGGAUUCAGAAACGAGAAUACUAGAGACCCACAUAUCCGAUCUUCAGAAAGAGAAAGAUAACGUACGGGAGUUUUUAUCGUCACGAGAAUCAGUAAUCGGGAUGGAGGAAAUGUUGCAUGAUUCCGAAAAAUCAUUGGAGCAAUCACUCGAACAGGUUUCGGAAAUAAAAAUACGAUCCGCCAAUUUUGAGAAAAACUUGUUGAGAUUCUCCGGAGACGAGGACUAUGUAGAGGUGUUAAACAGCAACGAUGUUCUAGAACUCGAGAAAAUGAAAAUGAAAACCGUGGAACAUCAACGACAUGUUUUACGGAUGCUCGAGAAAUCGUUGGAGCGAGAAAUAGAUUUGGAGAAACGGGCGAGUGACUUGACGCAAGUCGAAGAAACGUUGACGAUGAGGCUAAGGUUGUUAGAACAAGAAGUCGUUGACGCUGAAGAGGAAGCUGAAACGACGUUAGAAAAGUUCUACAAAACAGACCACGCGUCGGAACUGCUAAUGCAAACGACGAAAGAGUUAAUACGUAAAAUCAAGAUGUUACAGUUCAAUCUCAAAGGUUCAAUUCAGCGAGAAACCGGAUUGAAAAACGAUUUAACGAAACUUCAACAACGCGUUAUAGACGAGAAAGAAUCUUCCAAACGGAUUGCGGAAAUGGAAAACGUGAUUAUUGAAGCGGAGAACAGGGCUGUGAAUUAUGAAGACACGCGUCGGGAACUCAACGAUACGUGUGAAAAAGUGGUUUUGCUCGAAAAGGAGCUCGGCGACGUUAGAGUUAAGCUACAACAUGCGGAAGCGUGUUGUGAAGCUAGCGAGGAGGAAAAAAGCAUGUUUCUUUCUACGAUUAAAGAUAUGGGUAAUGUGAUUGACGACCUGAAGAAAAAAGUUACGGAAUCGGAAAUUCUGACCGAUAGUGUUGAGGACCGUUGUAUUAUCUUGUCGGAGGCAAAUGCUGACCUCAAGAAAGAACUUAAGUUUGUUAAGGGAAAAGUUAAAAGCUUGGAAACGUCUUUGCGUCAAAUGGAGGAAACGAAGAAAGCGUCUGCGAAGGAUAUAAAUCUUUGUAGCAAGUUUAUAACGGAUCUGGUUAUGCAGAUGCAACUUGAAAGAGAACGCCUCCAGAAGCAGAUAUCGUCCUUGAAACAAGAAAACAAAAUCUUGGUAAACUGCUUAAACAAGGAUGAUAAAGAUCCCUCUGUAAAAGUUAGCUACGGUGAUAAAGUUAACAGUAAUGACAUCACUGCAGAAAACAAAGAAGCCGUAUCGACCAAUUUCGAGGUAGAGGAGUGCACGGAGACUGUAACCGACUAUACCGAGGCUGCAAGAGACAUUGAUGCGCGACAGCUUAAGACAAAAGACAUUCUGUUAGUACUCCUCAUUCUCAUUGUUCCGUUAAUCGGGGUACUUGUUUAUCAAACUCAGGUUUGAUAAGUGUAAAAUCACGGGUCAAUAGGGUUAGUAACUUGGGUUAAAGACGAUUGUUAAUGUUCCGGAUUACCUUGUCUGGUUGUUGGAAAUUUUGUUGUUUUUUUGCGAACCAGCCAAGAUGAGGUUCUAUCUUGUCAAAAGGGGUCAGGUACCAUCUUAAAGCACAGCUGAAAUCGACAAGUCUAAUGCGAUUUGCAAAUUUGAUUGCUUGAGGUGCAAGUUAUUAUAGCAUUUUGCUAGAAAUUUUGUUGCAUAGGCUGUUGUUGUAUAGGUAGGAAGAAGGGAGAUGAAGAGGUUUUUAAUAGAAUGUUGUUUUUCAGAAUUUGUGUAAUGCCAGGUUAUCCUAGGUAUAAGAAGUUUGUUUUUAAUAGUA